Molecule: messenger RNA, 1485 nt
Organism: Diceros bicornis minor
Lineage: Eukaryota; Metazoa; Chordata; Mammalia; Perissodactyla; Rhinocerotidae
Product: leukocyte immunoglobulin-like receptor subfamily B member 4
Exons: 9
Coding region: 101-1183 (360 amino acids)
Biological process (GO): cytokine-mediated signaling pathway
Molecular function (GO): inhibitory MHC class I receptor activity
Source: RefSeq, a predicted model, not a curated record
GGUCACUCACACUUCCUGGAGGUCUGUGUCACUUGCAGAGUUAUCUGUUCCUCAUAAAAGCACAUCACUGGGGCCAGCAGGACAACUUGGACACAGGACCAUGUCCCUGGUUCUUCCCACCCUGCUCUGUCUUGGGUUGUAUCCAGGCCACUGCACUCAGUCACAGAACAGAAAUCUCCCCCGACCUGAUAUCACAGCUGUGCCUGAAUCCAUGGUUCUGUCCAAGGAUCCAGUGAGUAUCCAGUGCCAAGGGCCUGCAGAAGCUACAGCAUAUGUGAUAUCUAAAGUGGGAAGCCCUGAGCGCUCACACACAGAGAAACAACUGCUGUCUAAGACUACCAAUACUUUGCAUAUUGCACAGAUGACACCAGACGGGACAGGGCUGUACCACUGCUCCUAUCAGAGCGGAGACAGCUGGUCCCAGUUCAGUGACACCCUGCAGCUGGUGAUGACCGGAGCUUAUGACAAACCCUCCCUCUCAAGCAUGACUGGCACCCGGGUGGCUUCAGGGGAGAAUGUGAAGUUGCAGUGUUUCUCAAGAUUCAAGUUUGAUGCAUUUAUUCUUAUCGAAGAAGAUGAAGUUCACGCCAUCCAGAACCAAAGCUCCACCCCCCAGGAUGGUGGACAUCAGGCCAUCUUCCUCUUGAAUCACGUCUCCUCCACACUAGCAGGGACCUACAGAUGCUACGGUGCCCUCCAUAAUUACCCCUAUGUGUGGUCUCAUGCCAGUGACCCAUUGCAGCUUCAGGUCAGAGCCCCAUUUGCAGAAGCUCCUGAUCCCAUGAACUCCACAUAUUUUCUUGCCCCAUUUGCAGAAGCUCCUGAAGGUCCUGAUCCCACGACGUCCAGACCUUCAACUGCCCCACCUUCCAACGAAAACUCCCUGGAGAAACACCAGAACGUUCUGAUUGGAGUCCCAGUGGCCAUUGCUCUCCUCCUUCUUGUCCUCCUCCUCCUCUUCAUCAUCCACCGUCGCAAAGCCAAAAGCAAUGCUGCUAGGAGUGACAGACAGCUAGAGGCAGCUGGACCGAUGGACGGACAGGCCUCUGAAGCUAGAGAUCCACAGGAUGUCACCUAUUCCCAGGUGACCUCCAGUGUCCCCACUCAGGGGACAGCUGCCACACCCUCCUUGUUGCCCAGACAGACCCAGACCAGUGAGUAUGCAACACUUGCCCUGAGAUAAGCCACGUGCCGGUGCCUGCAUUUCACGGGCAGGAGGACUUACAGCUGCCCGUUGGGAGGUCCCUCCUCUGGACUCACUGAUUCUAAAUCUGAGGCCGUCAGCCUGGCUGAGGGGACCCACGUGACUCAGAAGUCCCCGCUGCCCUCCUGAAUCUCAAGACCUCAAGAUUAUCACCCAAUCAGUUCCAGAAUCUCUACUAUAAUUGCCCAGCAAUUCCCAAAACCCUCCAAAGUUAUCGGAAGAAUGAUAGGGUAAUUUUUCAUAAGUUCUCAUUAUUCAUCAAUUAAACAAAUAUACUUAAA